Molecule: messenger RNA, 411 nt
Organism: Olea europaea var. sylvestris
Lineage: Eukaryota; Viridiplantae; Streptophyta; Magnoliopsida; Lamiales; Oleaceae
Exons: 3
Coding region: 1-411 (136 amino acids)
Source: RefSeq, a predicted model, not a curated record
AUGGAGAAGAAGGAUGCUAAGCCACGCCUCAUCUGUUGGAUAUUUCUACUUCAAGAGUUUGACCUGGAAAUCAAGGAUAAGAAAGGCAGUGAAAACAUGGUAGCAGACCACCUAUCUCGGCUUGAGGACACAGAACAGGAAGAGACAGGCAUUUUGGUACUUCUAAGACAGCGGCGAAAAUUCUCCAAUCAGGUUUUUACUGGCCCACACUCUUUAAGGACGCGUUUGAGAAAAUUGAGAUCGAGAUGGUCUGGUUCAUAUACCAUUACACAAGUAUUUCCACAUGGGACAAUUGAGAUCACUCACGACAGCAAGGGGACAUUUAAAGUCAAUGGACAGCGGUUGAAGCACUACUGGGGCGGUGAUUUCUCAAAGGACAAGUCUACCGUCCAACUUGGAUCACCAGAAUGA